AUGCUGGCUGGGCCGCUCCUCUACCGCUCUAUGAUAUUGCCGGAAGAUUCUGACUGGUACCCUCUACGGUGUCUUCUAGAGGAUCAGAAAGAAUAUACCAGGGAGUGGGUGCAGGAACUAACAGUGGAGCGAACAGGAUCACUCUUUGCGAUGGAUAGAGAAAAACAGGUAGAGGAAAGAGUGGAACUUCUUAUGAAACUGAUUGAGAGUCUGCCAAACCUUCGUGACCUCUAG
Messenger RNA from Penicillium taxi, 234 nucleotides. RefSeq lists its product as uncharacterized. The record is from RefSeq and is a predicted model, not a curated record. The transcript has a single exon. The coding region runs from base 1 to 234 and encodes 77 amino acids. Lineage: Eukaryota; Fungi; Ascomycota; Eurotiomycetes; Eurotiales; Aspergillaceae.